Messenger RNA from Pipistrellus nathusii (Nathusius's pipistrelle), 1746 nucleotides. Lineage: Eukaryota; Metazoa; Chordata; Mammalia; Chiroptera; Vespertilionidae. The record is from the annotation of a GenBank genome assembly.
AUGCUGCGGGUCCUGCUCCUCGGCGUGCUGGGCUCUGCAGCCCGGGGUCUACCCCAGCCCCAGCCGCAGCCCCACGGGAGCCAGUGCAUCGGACAAGACUGCUUUGCACUCUUCCGGGGCCCCGCGACCUUCCCCGCCGCCAGCCAGGUCUGCGAGCGCCUGCGGGGCCACCUGAUGACCGUGCGCUCCUCGGUGGCCGCGGAUGUCAUCUCCCUUCUGCUGAGCGGCGGCGGCGGCGGCGAGAGCCCGCGCCUCUGGAUCGGCCUGACGCUCCCGCCAGGCUGCAGCGACCCGGGGCACCUCGGUCCCUUGCGGGGCUUCCAGUGGGUGACGGGUGACAACAGCACCAGCUACAGCCGGUGGGCGCGGCUCCACGAGGCCCCCGCGCCCCGCUGCGGUCCGCUGUGCGUGGCCGUCUCAGAGGCCGGCGUCCCCGUCCCAGCUGAGCCGUCCUGGGAGGAGCGGCCGUGCGACACGGAGGCCGACGGCUUCCUCUGCGAGUUCCACUUCGCAGCCUCCUGCAAGCCGCUCGCCAUGGGGUCCGGGGCCCCGGCGGCCGCCAGCGUCUCCGUCCACUACAGCACCCCGUUCGGGGCCCGCGGCGCGGACUUCCAGGCGCUGCCGCUGGGCAGCUCGGCCGAGGUGGCGCCCCUUGGGGUGGAGCUGGUGUGCGAGCAGAGUUCCGGGGAGAUCGAGGGCCGCUGGGGCCGGACCGGGCCGGGCGCCUGGGACUGCGGCGUGGAGAAUGGCGGCUGCGAGCACGUGUGCAACAGGAGCGCCGCCGGCGAGGAGCCCCGCUGUCUCUGCCCCGCCGACGCCGCUCCGGAGGCCGAUGGGCGCUCCUGCACCGCCGCCUGCGAGACACUCUGCCAGCACCUAUGCCACCGCAACCCCGACGUGCCCGGCGGCUACUCGUGCAUGUGCGACGUGGGGUACCAGCUGGCCGCGGACCAGCACAAGUGCGAGGAUGUGGACGACUGCCUACAGGUGCCCAGCCCGUGCCCCCAGGUCUGUGUCAACACGCAGGGCAGCUUCGAGUGCCGCUGCCAUCCCGGCUACGACCUGGUGGACGGCGAGUGCGUCAAGGACCUGUGCCUGGGGAACCCCUGCGAGUACCAGUGCCAGCCCUUGAGGGAGACUGACUCGCCGCAGUACCGCUGCAUCUGCGCCGAGGGCUUCGCGCCCGUCCCCAACGCCCCGCACAAGUGCCAGAUGUUCUGCAACCAGACCGAAUGCCCAGCCGACUGCGACCCCAACAUCCCGGAAAGAUGCCAGUGCCCCGAGGGCUACAUUCUGGACGAGGGCUCGGUGUGCACCGACAUCGACGAAUGCUCCAGUGGCUACUGCAACAAUGCCGAUUCCUGCAACAACCUCCCUGGCACCUUUGAGUGCGUCUGCGGGCCUGGCAUGGUCAAGACUGGCAGCGACUGUGACCUUACCGCCGUGGGCGGAGGCAGAGGCGAAGGCGAAGGCGAAGGCGGAGACGGGGGCUCUGGGGAGCCUCCGGUCAGCUCGACACCGGGCGCCACCUUGAGCCCCAGGCCUGCAGGGUCUGUGCAUUCCGGCGUGCUCAUUGGCAUCUCCAUCUCCAGCUUGUGUCUGGUGGUGGCGCUUUUGGCGCUCCUCUGCCACCUGCGCAAGAAGCAAGGCUCCAUGCAGGCCGAGCUGGAGUACAAGUGCGGGGUCCCUUCCAAGGAGGUGGUGCUGCAGCACGUGGCAACAGAGCAGAUGCCUCAGAAACUCUGA